Protopterus annectens (West African lungfish) is the source of this 791-nucleotide messenger RNA. It is a transcript of the gene RPL19, whose product is annotated as ribosomal protein L19. The transcript is spliced from 6 exons. The record is from RefSeq and is a predicted model, not a curated record. Gene Ontology annotation, cellular component: ribosome; cytosolic large ribosomal subunit. The coding region runs from base 140 to 730 and encodes 196 amino acids. Gene Ontology annotation, biological process: translation. Gene Ontology annotation, molecular function: structural constituent of ribosome; RNA binding. Lineage: Eukaryota; Metazoa; Chordata; Ceratodontiformes; Protopteridae.
CUCGAAAUGUUUGGAUUUAGAGGAUACUGCCUUUUUUGAGACUUAGGCGGUGGUCUGGUGAAAUGGUUUCGCCUUAAUAGCAUAAUGGUACGUUCCCAGGCGUACUGUUUCCUUUCUUUUCAUACGCGGAGCCGCCGCCAUGAGUAUGUUAAGGCUUCAGAAGAGGCUUGCCUCGAGUGUCCUGCGUUGUGGCAGGAAGAAAGUGUGGCUUGAUCCAAACGAAACCAAUGAAAUAGCAAACGCCAAUUCUCGUCAGCAGAUCAGAAAACUUAUCAAAGAUGGUCUCAUAAUACGUAAACCCGUGACUGUGCACUCGCGUGCACGCUGCAGGAAGAACACAUUGGCUCGCAGAAAGGGCAGGCACAUGGGCAUAGGUAAGAGAAAGGGUACUGCCAAUGCUCGAAUGCCUGAAAAGCUGGCCUGGAUGAGGAGGAUGCGAAUCCUGAGGCGUCUGCUCCGCAGAUACAGGGAGUCCAAGAAGAUUGACCGUCACAUGUACCACAGUCUGUAUCUUAAAGUGAAAGGUAACGUCUUCAAAAAUAAACGUAUCUUGAUGGAACACAUCCACAAACUAAAGGCAGACAAAGCCCGCAAGAAGCUUCUAGCUGACCAGGCCGAGGCUCGUAGAUCUAAGACCAAGGAAGCCAGAAAGCGACGUGAGGAACGUCUGCAAGCAAAGAAAGAGGAGAUCAUUAAAACUCUUUCCAAGGAGGAAGAAACCAAGAAAUGAACUGUUUAAAUGUUCCUGUAUAUAGUUCAGAGAACGUAAUAAAGUCCUUUAAUAUAAUUAA